UGCGUUUCCUAAGGUCAAUCAAAGACAGACAAAAAUGUUCAGAAAUCAAAACAUUAGAAAUGAAUUGGGAAUAGAGUUAGUAUAAUAGUACAUAAAAUAAAAUGCAGAUAAAAAUGAAGAUUACACAUAAAACGAAUGCCUGACGACUGAGUACUAAAACAAAUUCUGGAACACCGACCAAGCGACGUCUGAAAACGAAAAACCUGCAACAUAAUUUAUGAAGACAGAAUAAGAUAAGAAAUGGGUGGGAAUUUUCUUUGAAACUAAAAUUUGUGAUCUGUGGUCUCUACUGAUUUCUUGGCUUGUGCAAAGAAGAAAAUUAUUAUUUAUAAUAAUAUGAUUUUACCCUUAAUAUAGCAUCAAGUUUCUGCAUAUAAUCCGAAGUGUCCUUUAAAUUAAAUUUCUGAAAAAUAUUAAGAGAUACGGUUUCUCUCGGGUGUUACAAACAUUCAAGACGAAUUUGAAAGGCUGUGGGAGAAUAGCAGACGACGGUGCUGGUACAGUAAUCUAUGACACAAGACCUUCCUAGUCCUCGAAAUUUAUAUACUACGUAUAAAGAUGCUGUCCAGUACAAGAAAAGUCGGUCAGAUAUUUGUAAGUUUGGAAGGGUUUGCAUAUGUUGUAUUAAAUGCUGUGUGGUUGACUAUUCGAGUAAUGUUAUAAUGCUACGGAAUUCAAAUACAAGAAAUCUGCAAAGUACGUGUUGUGCUUUGAGCGAUACUUUGUUUGUGCACAGAGACACACAAGAGAACAAUCCUGAUGUGCAUUUUGAAUUUACUUCAGAGAAUUUGAAGCGUGCAGAAGCCAUCAUGGCUAUAUAUCCUGAAGGCCACAAGAAGGCAGCAGUUAUUCCUUUGCUUGACUUAGCACAGAGGCAGCAUGGGUGGUUACCAAUUACUGCAAUGCAUAAAGUGGCUGAGAUUCUUAAUAUGCCGAAAAUGCGAGUGUAUGAGGUUGCAACUUUCUACACCAUGUUCAACAGAAAUCCAACAGGCAAGUACCAUGUACAAGUAUGUACCACAACACCAUGUUGGCUCCGUGGAUCAGAUGAUAUCUUGAACUGUAUCAAGAAGAAGCUGAAUAUUAAGCCAGGAGAGAUGAGUGCUGAUGGACGAUUCUCUCUAUCAGAAGUGGAAUGUCUUGGUGCUUGUGUUAAUGCUCCAAUGAUACAAGUCAAUGAUGACUAUUUUGAGGAUUUGACAGUGAAAGAUACUGAAGAAAUUUUGGAAGAUUUGAAGAAAGACCAAAUACCCAAAGCAGGGCCCAGAAAUGGGCGCUUUGCAGCUGAACCCAUAGGUGAACUGACUAGUCUAAAAGGGGAACCUCCAGGUCCUGGAUUUGGUGUGAGAUCAGAUUUGUAAUAAAAGAAAUGUAUUGGCUUUAAUAGAACCAGCUGCAAGAAAUGUUGGCAGAAAGACUGCUUCUGUCCAUUACACAGUUAAAUAUGCAUGUUAUUGGUGCUGUCCACAUGGCUACUACCAAUGGAAUGUGGUGUAGCUGUAUAAAGUGAAUUAAAGGUACUGUAAAAAUUAGUGUUAAACUGUGGGCUCAUGUUCUUGAAGGAUUGAUUGAUUGCAGUCGCUAUUAUACAGCUUAUAGUCUUCAUAAAGUAAACAAGUAAAGCUGUCCUGUACAUGCCAUUUAGGCACUUGUGAGGAGAAGAGGUGUAGCUCCUACUCAUUCUUGACCUCGGCACUAGAUAGGGGCAAAUGGUCAUUGUCACACCCUGGCUGUGCUUUACCCUCAGGAAAGUGCCCCAGUACCCAUUGGACAGGAGGCUGGGUGGGCCCCAGAUCCUGUCUGGAUGCAGAGUAGAGGAAAAAUCCUCUGCCCAAGUGGGGCCAAAGUAUUUGUAAAUAGUGCCCUUCUAAUGUUUAAGUUGUGUAAGAAGACAGGAUAUAAACCAAGACAUGAAAUAGUCCAACUAUGGGCGACUGAGUGGCUGAAAGAUAAAUAAUUUUAAAUUUA
Messenger RNA from Zootermopsis nevadensis, 1968 nucleotides. It is a transcript of the gene ND-24, whose product is annotated as NADH dehydrogenase ubiquinone. The record is from RefSeq and is a predicted model, not a curated record. Gene Ontology annotation, molecular function: NADH dehydrogenase activity. Gene Ontology annotation, biological process: mitochondrial electron transport, NADH to ubiquinone. Gene Ontology annotation, cellular component: respiratory chain complex I. Lineage: Eukaryota; Metazoa; Arthropoda; Insecta; Blattodea; Termopsidae.